Messenger RNA from Staurois parvus, 296 nucleotides. The record is from the annotation of a GenBank genome assembly. NCBI's taxonomy places the organism in Eukaryota, Metazoa, Chordata, Amphibia, Anura, Ranidae.
GGUGGAGAUCACACAUAAGGUGUUUCAGCAAACAUCUAGCAUCCCUUUCAGCAAGGUGUUUGAUGGACACAAACAUGACAACAAAUCAGAAGGCUUCACAAUGCCGCGCAAUAGAUGUUGAAGCAAAGCAUUUUUAUUUUCUUCCCUCGCAUGAAAACAUGCAAGUUUUAACUGAUUCAUUUAGCUUUGUAUCAACAUCCAGACGGAUUCGCACAUGUUAAGUAAGAUCUACACGUUCAAAUUCUAACAGCAUCUUGGAAAGAGUGGCUGAGAAAACCAAGGUUAGGCUUUUUUCU